CAUAACUCCCGCCUCCUCUCCUCCCACGCGUUCACCAACCCGCCUCUGCUUGCCCAAUGCCCUGCUCCUUUCUGUGUGAGCUCACUUCUUCUUCUGCCUUUCCUUUGCUGAGAACUACUUCUGCUGCCCUAAAAAAAACGAAUCAUGGUCCAAGCUAAGACGUGGAUCCUGACCAAGCACUUUGACGGCUUCCCGAAGGACAGCGACUUUGAGCUCAAGGUGGAGGAGCUGCCUGCGCCAAAAGAUGGAGAGGUGCUUUUGGAAGCAGUGUUUCUCAGUGUGGACCCAUACAUGAGGCCUUUCAGUAGGGUUCGCAUGAAUGAAGGCGAUGUGAUGAUCGGAACUCAAGUAGCCAAAGUGAUUCAAAGUAACAACCCAGCAUUUCCUGUGGGAAGCCAUGUGGUUGGUCGUUGUGGCUGGAGGAGCCACACAGUCUGCGACGGGAUGGGUCUCGUUCCCAUCAUGCCAGAGUGGCCGCAAGACGUCUCGUUGUCUCUGGCUCUGGGUGCCAUCGGCAUGCCGGGAUUGACGGCUCUGUACGGGAUAGAAGAGAUUCUGGGCCUUCAGAAGGGCGAGACCCUGCUGGUGAAUGCUGCCGCGGGGGCCGUGGGCUCCAUGGUGGGCCAGAUUGCUAAAAUCAAGGGCUGUAAGGUGGUGGGGUCCGCAGGGACUGAUGCCAAGGUGGCUUUCCUCAAAGAACUGGGCUUCGACGAGGCCUUCAACUACAAGACUGUUGGUUCCAUGGAGGAGGCGCUGAAGAAAGCUUCUCCAGGCGGAUAUGACUGCUUCUUCGAAAACGUUGGAGGACUUUCUUCAAGUGUUGCCUUACAGCAGAUGAAGAACUUUGGAAGAAUUGCUGUGUGUGGAGCCAUUUCCACAUACAAUGACUCCACACCCCAAACAGGUCCAUUCCCCCACCUGACCAUGAUCUUCAAGCAGCUAAAGAUGGAGGGCUUCAUGCAGAGCAGGUGGGAGCACAAGAACCCCGAGUCCCUGAAGAGGCUGAUGGGAUGGUUGAAAGAGGGCAAACUGCAGUGUCGGGAGCACACCACAAAGGGCUUUGAGAAGAUGCCAGCUGCUUUCAUGGGGAUACUGCGGGGGGAAAACGUCGGCAAGGCUAUCGUCGCAGUCUGAUGUGGAGCAAAGAAGAAGAACCCGUGUUUAAUGAAACAUUAUUACAGGAUUCAUACAUGAAGGAUUAAUAGAGCUUAUAACCAACCAGAUAUGUGUAUACUAACAUGAUGUCCAUGGAAAAUGUGAUAUAUAGAAUGUGAGUUAAGACUGAAAAUAUACGUCCCCACAACAUAAGUUUACGAUACUGCACCACUAGGUCUUUUUAUUAAUGAUAAGGAUCAUACUUUUUGUUUCGCAUUUAAAGAAUAAAGACAAAUGGGACAAAGGUGUUCCAUUAAAUAAUUUGCAAGGCUAGCAACAAUUGAUUGAUUCAUCAAUUUUAAGAUUACUUCUACAACACAAUUGAGCAUGUAUUUGUCAUAUGCCCCUACAUGGUAACACACUAGUAUGUACUAAUAUAAAACACGUUUUGACCACUAUCCA
Molecule: messenger RNA, 1557 nt
Organism: Gymnodraco acuticeps
Lineage: Eukaryota; Metazoa; Chordata; Actinopteri; Perciformes; Bathydraconidae
Product: prostaglandin reductase 1-like
Exons: 9
Coding region: 145-1134 (329 amino acids)
Biological process (GO): prostaglandin metabolic process
Cellular component (GO): cytoplasm
Molecular function (GO): 2-alkenal reductase [NAD(P)H] activity; 15-oxoprostaglandin 13-reductase [NAD(P)+] activity
Source: RefSeq, a predicted model, not a curated record